Molecule: messenger RNA, 3087 nt
Organism: Labeo rohita (rohu)
Lineage: Eukaryota; Metazoa; Chordata; Actinopteri; Cypriniformes; Cyprinidae
Product: NACHT, LRR and PYD domains-containing protein 12-like
Exons: 7
Coding region: 16-3087 (1023 amino acids)
Molecular function (GO): protein binding
Source: RefSeq, a predicted model, not a curated record
CAACACAAAACCAGCAUGAAGAACAAGUAUGAGAGCUUUGUUGAGGGAAGCAAACUACAAGAGACUCAAACUCUCCUGAACAGGAUCUACACACAGCUCUAUAUCAUAGAGGGAGAGCGUGAAGGAGUGAAUGAAGAACAUGAGGUUUUACAGAUGGAGAAAACACACAGAACACAACACGCACAAGACACCUCAAUCAACUGCAAUGACAUCUUCAAACCCUCACCUGAACCAGGAUGUGAGGAGAAAGUCCAAAUCAAGACUGUCCUUACUAAAGGCAUCGCUGGAAUCGGGAAAACCGUCUCUGUGCAGAAGUUCAUUCUGGACUGGGCAGAGGGAAAAGCCAAUCAUGAUGUAGAUUUCAUGUUUUUGCUUCCAUUUCGAGAGCUAAACUUGAUUGGAGAUCAUCAGUACACUCUUCACAGGCUUCUGCUGGACUUCCAUCCAGAACUUCAAGAUCUGGACUCAAAGAUAUAUAAGGAGUGUAAAGUUGUGUUUAUCUUUGAUGGUCUGGAUGAAAGCAGAAUCACACUGAUGUCCUCAGAUGCUCAGAAAGUUUGUGAUGUAACUGAGACUUCAUCAGUGAGUGUGUUGAUGUCAAACCUCAUGAAAGGAGAGCUGCUUCCCUCUGCUCUCAUAUGGAUCACCUCCAGACCAGCAGCAGCCAAUCAGAUCCCCUCUAAAUACAUUGACCGUCUGACAGAAAUCCAAGGAUUUGAUGAACCACAAAAGGAUGAAUAUUUCAAGAAGAGAAUCUGUGAUGAGUGUCAAGCCAACAGAGUCAUCUCACAUAUUAAAAAAACAAGAAGCCUCCACAUCAUGUGCCACAUACCUGUCUUCAGCUGGAUCUCAUCCACUGUGCUUCAGAACAUUCUGAAACAAGAUCUGAGUGCAGAAAUCCCUCAAACUCUGACUGAAAUGUACAUCCAUUUCCUGCUUACUCAGAUCAACAUGAAGAAUCCAAAGUAUGAAGAGACACUCCUGCACUCUAACAGAGAAGUGAUUGUGAAACUGGCUGAACUGGCUUACAAACAGUUGAUGAAGGGCAAUGUGAUGUUCUAUGAGGAGGACUUGAUUGAGAGCAGCAUAGAUGUCACUUAUGCCUCAGUAUAUUCUGGGAUUUGCACUGAGAUCUUUAAGGAGGAAUCUGUUAUUAAUCAGAGGAAAGUCUACAGCUUCAUUCAUCUAAGCUUUCAGGAGUUUCUAGCUGCUUUCUAUGUGUUUUACUCCUUUGUAGUCAAGAACAAGGAAUUACUAAAAUUGUUUGUUGAAAAAUGUAAAUAUGAUAACGACUCUGAAUAUGACUGUGGUUAUAAUAAGCACACGCUUGAUGAGUUCUCUCUGUAUGGAUUGCUAACAUCAGCAGUUGAUCAAACUCUUCAAAAUGAAAAUGGGCACCUGGAUCUUUUUCUGAGGUUCCUGCUGGGUAUUUCAAUGGAGUCCAAUCAAAAACUCCUACAGGAUCUACUGACACACACAGAAAGCAGCUCAGAGUCCAUCAGAGAAGCCACACAGUACAUUAAAGAUGAAAUCAAGACAAAUGACAGUCUCUCAGCUGACACAUCCAUAAAUCUGUUUCUCUGUCUGUUAGAAGUUAAAGAUCAGACUCUGUUCCAAGAUAUUCAGAACUUUGUGAAGUCAAACAAACACUCAGAGAAUAAACUUUCUCCAGCUCACUGCUCAGCAAUAGCCUACAUGCUUCAGAUGUCAGAUGAGGUGGUGGAUGAGAUUGAUCUUAUGAAAUACAACACGUCAGAUGAGGGAAGAACGAGACUGAUACCAGCUGUGAUAAACUGCAGAAAAGCUCUACUUGCUGGAUGUGGUCUCUCUGAUCAGCACUAUAAAAGUUUGUCUUCAGCUCUCCAACCAUCAAACUCCUGUCUGAGAGAGAUUGACCUCAGUAACAAUGACUUGCGGGAUUCCGGAGUUAAACUGCUAUCUGAUGCACUGAAGAGUUCACACUGUCAACUAAACACACUGAGACUUGCUGGAUGUGGUCUCUCUGAUCGACACUGUGAAGGUUUGUCUUCAGCUCUACAAUCAUCCCAUCUGAGAGAGCUGGAUCUGAGUAACAAUGAUCUGCAGGAUUCGGGAGUGAAGCUGCUUUCUGCUGGUCUGAAGAGUUCACACUGUCAACUGAACAUUUUGAGAUUGGUCAUCUGUAAUCUCACUGGUAGGUGCUGUGAAAGUUUGUCUUCAGUUCUACAAUCACCAAACUCUCGUCUGAAAGAGCUCGACCUCAGUAACAAUGACCUGCAGGAUUCUGGAGUAAAGCUGCUAUCUUUUGGACUGAAGAGUUUAUAUUGUCAACUAAACACAUUAAGGCUGUCUGGCUGUAUGGUGACAGAGGAAGGCUGUGGUUGUUUAUCUUCAGCUCUGACUUCAAACCCCUCACACCUGAGAGAGCUUGAUCUGAGCUACAAUCACCCAGGAGAUUCAGGAGUCAAGCUGUUAUCUGAGAUACUCAACUAUCCAAACUGCACACUAGAAAAACUCAAUGUGGAUCAUGGAGGAGAGUUCAGGAUUAUAGCAGGACUACACAAAUAUGCCUGUGAUCUCACAUUGGAUCCAAACACUGCAAACACUCAUCUCAUUAUUUCUGAGGAGAACAAAAAGGUGAUACAUGUGAAAGAGGAUCAGUUAUAUUCUAAUCAUCCAGAGAGAUUUGAUGAGUGUAUUCAGGUUCUGUGUCAAGAGAGUCUGACUGGACGCUGUUACUGGGAGGCUGAAUGGAGUGGACCUGACGCUGAUAUGUCAGUCACAUAUAAAGCUAUCAGCAGGAAAGGAGGGAGUGAUGAUUGUUGGUUUGGAUGCAAUAAACAUUCUUGGAGUCUGAUUUGCUCUGAUUUUGGUUUUACUGUUCGUCACAAUAAGAAGUUCACUGUCAUACGUGUCCCUUUGCGCUCAUCUAAAAGAGUAGGAGUGUAUGUUGACAUGUCUGCCAGCACUCUGUCCUUCUACAGCAUCUCUGACACAUUCACACACUUACACACAUUCAGCUCCACAUUCACUGAACCUCUCUAUGCUGGUUUUGUAGUUUGUGAGGGUUCCUCAGUUUCUCUGCGGCAUCAUGUGAAAAGCCUGUGA